UGCUUUAGGACAUGGGCUGUGUGUGUCUGUUCCUUGGAAGUGUUUUUAACAGCGCUGAUGUUUGUUGAUGCUUUUAUGGUGGUGUGCUGGUGAAAUUCACAUUGUUUUUAUUGUAUACGUUAGAUUAAUUUCUGUUGUUUUCAGCAGUUGACAAUGUUAUGAAAUGCACCAACCAGUGCAAACUACAUCGGGCUGUGGCUUUUCUUGAUGGAUUUUUUUUGGCCGCUCGCUACUCCAGCGUGCAUCGGCGGCGGGCUAUUUUUAUUGCAGCUCGUAUUAGUUGUUGCGUAAUACCUGCGAGAGCGCAUUACCCAAUGCAAACCGCGAUUAAAAAAAAAUACAAACAAAACAACACAACAAAAAAAAAGGAGGCGAGAGCAGUUGUGAUUUCCAGCUCGGCCUCCCGCAGCACGCGUGGGUCCCACGCGCGUUUCCAGGCGCACUUUUCAGCCUCUGCUCGUACCUCGGGAGGCGCGACGCGGGCGGCCGGGGGAAGCCGGGAUUUUCCCCGGCCAUGUCUGCCCGGGGGACAGCCGCCCGCCGCCACCUCGGCGCGGCUCCUCGUCGCGGGUCCCCCUCGCCCAGCCCCGCCGGGCGCUUCCCCCGCCGGGCACAUCGCGUUGGGCGGCCCCGCCGCCCGCUGACCGGGGCAUCACCCCUGCCGUUCCCGUCCCCUGCCCGCCGCUCCGGGGAGGGCGCGGGGGGCCGGGGGGGACCCGCCGGCUUCUGGGACUUGUAGUGCGGGCUGCGGCCGCCGCUUCUCCCCCGGCCCGGCCCGGGACUACGGUGCCCACAUGGCCUUGCGCCCCGGCGCAUGAGCGCUCGGGCGCUGUAGCGCAUCUAUUAUACUGCCUUGCCGAGGAUAAAAAGAAGAGCAACUGGAGGGACUGUAAGGCAAACGUUGCUGGAGCUGCCGGGGCAAAUUUGCUCUAGGUUGUAUGGUUGCACUCUGGAAAUGGGAUGUCAGUCCCAUGCAGGGAGCAUAAAGGAAGAAAGAGAAUCUCCCCGUUGCUGCUGCAGUGACAGCGAGUGAGAGCCCGAGCAGGAAGAUGUCGGCAGUCGCCUCAGCCAUCCAGGCUCCUCAGGGCCCCGUGAACCCGCCGCCUCCAGAGGUGACAAAUCCCAACAAACCUGGCCGGAAAACCAACCAGCUGCAAUACAUGCAAAAUGUUGUGGUGAAGACCUUGUGGAAGCAUCAGUUUGCUUGGCCUUUCUACCAGCCUGUUGAUGCAAUUAAACUGAAUUUGCCGGAUUAUCACAAAAUAAUAAAAAACCCCAUGGACAUGGGGACGAUCAAGAAGCGCCUGGAACACAACUAUUACUGGAGUGCCAGUGAAUGUAUGCAGGAUUUUAACACCAUGUUUACAAACUGUUACAUUUAUAACAAGCCCACAGAUGACAUUGUCCUCAUGGCCCAAGCCCUGGAGAAGAUAUUUCUGCAGAAGGUUGCCCAGAUGCCUCAGGAGGAGGUGGAAUUGCUACCCCCAGUUCCUAAAGGCAAAGGUCGCAAGCCCUCAGCGGGCACACAGAGCACAGGAGCGCAGCAAGCCGUGGCCGUGUCUUCCGUGUCCCCGCCGGCCCCGUUCCAGAACGUCCCUCCAGCCGUGUCUCAGACGCCCGUCAUCGCUGCCACCCCCGUGCCAACCAUCACCGCCAAUGUCCCGCCUGUCGCCGCCCCUGCCGCCGCCGUCCCGCCCCCGCCCGCCGCUCCGAUCAUGCCCGUGGUGCCUCCCACGCCCCCGGUCGUCAAGAAAAAGGGAGUGAAGCGGAAAGCAGACACCACCACCCCCACCACGUCUGCCAUCACUGCCAGCAGGAGCGAGUCCCCCACGCCGCUGUCGGACCCCAAACAGGCCAAAAUCAUCGCGCGCAGGGAGAGCGGCGGCCGCCCCAUCAAACCACCAAAGAAAGACCUGGAGGAUGGAGAGGUCCCUCAGCACGCAGGGAAGAAGGGCAAACUCUCUGAGCACCUCAAGUACUGUGACAGCAUCCUCAAGGAGAUGCUCUCCAAGAAGCACGCGGCCUAUGCAUGGCCCUUUUACAAGCCCGUGGAUGCAGAGGCCUUGGAAUUACAUGACUAUCACGAUAUUAUCAAACACCCCAUGGAUCUCAGUACUGUGAAAAAGAAAAUGGACAGUCGGGAAUACCAGGAUGCACAAGGCUUUGCAGCAGACAUUCGGUUAAUGUUCUCUAAUUGUUACAAGUACAAUCCUCCAGACCACGAGGUGGUGGCCAUGGCCAGGAAGCUCCAGGAUGUCUUUGAGAUGAGGUUUGCAAAAAUGCCCGAUGAGCCUGCAGAGGCCCCCCCUCCACCUCCCCCAACAGCCCCAGUGGUGAGCAAAAGCACAGAGAGCAGCCACAGCAGCGAGGAGAGCUCCUCAGACUCCGACAGCUCCGACUCCGAGGAGGAGCGGGCAACUCGGCUGGCCGAGCUCCAGGAGCAGCUGAAAGCCGUCCAUGAGCAGCUGGCUGCACUGUCCCAAGCGCCAGUGAACAAACCAAAGAAAAAAAAAGAGAAGAAGGAGAAAGAGAAGAAAAAGAAAGAUAAAGAGAAGGAAAAAGAAAAGCACAAAGUCAAAGCUGAGGAGGAGAAGAAACCCAAGGUGGCUCAACCACCAAAACAAGCCCAACAGAAGAAAGCCCCAGCUAAGAAAGCGAACAGCACAACCACAGCUAACAGGCAGCCCAAGAAAGGAGGCAAACAGGCAUCUGCAACCUACGACUCGGAUGAGGAGGAGGAAGGGCUGCCCAUGACCUACGACGAGAAGCGACAGCUCAGCCUGGACAUCAACCGCCUGCCCGGGGAGAAGCUGGGCAGGGUGGUUCACAUCAUCCAGUCCCGAGAACCUUCCCUCAGAGACUCCAAUCCCGACGAGAUUGAAAUAGAUUUUGAAACCUUGAAGCCCACAACGUUACGAGAACUGGAGAGAUACGUGAAAUCUUGUUUACAGAAAAAACAAAGGAAACCAUUUUCUGCCAGUGGCAAAAAGCAAGCGGCGAAGUCAAAAGAAGAGUUAGCUCAGGAAAAGAAGAAAGAACUAGAAAAACGGUUACAGGACGUCAGCGGGCAGCUCAACAACAACAAGAAGCCUGCCAAGAAAGAGAAAUCCGGCUCCGCUCCCUCGGGAGGCCCGUCCCGGCUCAGCAGCAGCUCCUCCUCCGAGUCCGGGAGCAGCAGCUCCAGCGGCUCCAGCUCGGACAGCAGCGACUCGGAAUGAGCGCGGACACACGGACACACCCCCCAAACGGACACCCCCUCCUGGCCCUGCUCUGCAGCGUCCCCUCCCCUCCUUACCCCCUGCUCUCGGGCCACCGCGGGCAGGUUUUAUCCCCUCUCUCUUUUCUCUGACUUGUUUUUUAUUUUAUUUUUUAACUCAGUGUUACAAAAGGUAUUUUCCUUUUUUUUUUUGGUUUUUUUUUUGGCGGGGGGGAGGGAGGGAGGGGGCUCUCUUUUAAUAGGUCAAAGAUCUUUGAGUGUGUGUGUGUGACUAGACUUUAUGACAAAUAGUUCCCUUUGCAUAAAGUCUCUAAAAUUUACAUUUAUCUGGAGACAAUUGGUCAAAAGUGGAAGAACUUUGAGCUCUUAGCAGGAGAUAAAUAGAAAAUUCUGCAAGGUUUGUAGUACAUUUCCCUCCCAGCCCUUCCCUCUCCCCCAGAAUAUUCUCUUUUAAUAAGCCUGCCUGGCUCACACAAGGUAAAAACCAUCUUUUUUUAAAGAAAUCUCUGUAAAAUGGUACUGUAUCUGAAAGAUGUUAGCUUUUGAACUAGUUGGUGUAUUUGUUAUUAGCACUAGUAUUCUUAAUCUCCAAGUCUACAGUGUGAUGAAAAUGUCAGAUGCUAUCAUCUUUUUACAUAAAACCAACAAAAAAAAAUUCCAAAAAAAAUUCUCAUGUACUGUGGAUUGCUAACAUGCUUUUUUUUAAAAUCUUGGUAGAGGCAUAGGCACCUGUUCAGGAAGGUUUUGAAGCAUGAAUUUAACUUUUAAGCACACAAGCAAUAGAAUUGGUUGCAUUUCUUGGUUUUCCACUCAAAAGCUUCACUUUUCCCGGGGAUUCAUUGGGAAGAAGGGAGCAAGGGACACACUCAAGUUUCUUGGGAAUGUUAUUUUUACCCUUAAAUAGAUCAUUUCCAGGAAAUGGGACGCUCUCUAUGAAAAGUUUUCAUGGAACUGACAGGAGGUUGUUUUAUUUUGGCUGGAAGUUGUCAGCUGGAGCCUGGAGUGAUCCCUGCAGCGAGCAGGACGAGUCAUGUGCCCAUUGCUGGGCACAUCUUGGGCGUUUUCUCCAUGACAAACACCUCAGACUGGGCUUAAAAUAAAGCAGCACUUGAGCUCCAGCUGAGGCUGAGCUGGCAGGGGAAGUGGAGAGGGAUUUUCUGUGUGUUCGGGCUUUUUGCUUUUGGGUUUGCUUCGGUUUUCUCCCUUCUCCUCAUCGUUCUGGUGGUGAGCUCCUAGAAAGGGGAUGCUCCUCAAGCUGCAGGCACUGAAAUGUUUUACCUCAAUGAAAAGAAGAAAGAGGGGAGGGAGAAGAAAAAGAAAAAAAAAAAGCUAAUUUUUUUUAAAGCUUGCUAUUUUUUUCAGUCCAGCCUAAAGUUUUGACCUGCACUGCUGCAACACACCCUGGUUUCAGUGUCCCUAAUUUCAUGUAUCUACCAUGACUUUAUUUAUUAAACACAAUUGGUAAUUUCAAUUAUAAUAAAACCUAACAAAAGCAAAGCUAGGGUUCUGCAGGCCAGCAGACAGGAAGACUUUUAAUGAGGUUUGAACCAGAUUUAAAAAAAAAACAACCAAAAAACAACAACAAAACAAAUAAAAAUCCACAACUUUAUUUAUAUACCUUGGACUUUCUGCCUACAGGUGCUACAGUCCAGUCUCUCGUGUGUCUGGUGCUCUCUCAUGUUUGGUGUAUUCAUUUUUAGAUUUUUUCCUCCUCUUUUCACCCCAGCCCCCUUUUUUCCUGUUUUGUACAGAUUUUGGAGACAUACACUUCAAUACAAUUUUAUUUUCUCAGUGGUCUUUUUUCCUCCCCUCUUUUUUUUAGUUUUGUUUUGGUAGAACAAUGGGGGUUUUAUCCUUUUCUAAUCCAAUUUAUGAAAACACCAAUUCUAUAAUUACAUCCAAUUUGUAAUCUGAGGGGCAGAAGUUUUAUUGCAAAUUCUUUUCAUUGUAAAGAAAAAAAAAUAUACAGAAUUUAACAGAAAAUUCUGCCUUUCCAUCUCCAGCACCAGCCCCUAAAACUGCCUCUCCCCUGUGGGGUAGCCCUAAAUUCACCUCCUGUGCUCUGCCAGUGGUGCAGAUUGCUCCAGAUUUUAUUUUCCCAGUAGAUGAGUGGUCCUGGAGGCCCCUCAGGGCCAGCCCAGAUUUGCUUUGCACACCCAGGAGCUGUCCUGGGGGAUGUCCCUGUGCUCAGUCUGGAAUCACUGCCUGCUCAGCAUUCCAAGCUCUGCGCUUCCAGCUGCAGCCCUGCUCCGUGCCUGCCACCACUGCCCAGCAGCCAGGGGGCAUUUUCUGGGCACUUGGGCCUCUGCCUCUCAAAAUGUGCUGCUGGCCAGAGAUUCUUUCCCACAGCAAUUGAAAGGAAAAUGUUCUGAUUUUUGCUGAAAUUCCUGAUUUGUCUUUUCCAUUAACAAUGGAGGUCAGUUCUUAUUUUUAUUUUUUAAGUUCUGCCCUUACAAAACCUUCCCCCAGACAGAUCCCUGGUAAUAUAUUUUCAAAAUUUACUAUGAGGAAAUGUAAUAUUCACCUAAUUAAGAGCUUGGGUUUCUUUUUAAUGGGGUUGGGUUUCACCUGUGUUUCUCCUGUUGCCUGCGACCCGAAUGAUCAAAACCAAGGAAUAUUUUAAGGAAUAAUUGCAACCAAUUCACUGCCAUGGCUUUUGGAUAAACAAACUCCCAGUUCUCCUUUCCUGGGACCUUUUCCUGCGUGCUCGACCCUGAGCUGUGGUGGUGGCUGCUGUGGGCAGGACAAACCGGAGGCGACAGCAUCGCUGCCACAAAAAAAAUCCUGGGAAUUUCAGCUCUUGGCACCAUCCUCUGCCAUCAGGAACAGCCCCUGGAACACACAGACAUCCCUCAAGGAGCCACGGGGCUGCCCCACCAGAAUUAGUGGGAAAGUUGGAGCCAGAGGGUUGAGAACCAGGUGUGAGGUGAUGGGAAAAGGCACAGCCUGAGGCUGGCUCAGCACUGGAGGAGGAUCCCUGCUGGAGCUGGAAAACCCUCCCAGCCUGGGGCUUUUCCAGGAAAACAACCUGCCAAGGCUCCCUGUUGGAGCUGGAAAACCAUCCCAGCCUGGGGCUUUUCCAGGAAAACAACCUGCCAAGGCCACCACGGAAUGGGAAGAACCUGCUGCACAUCUCUGCUCCACCAGCUGCAACUUGGGCUUCCACUCACUGGGAACCUUUGCACGGAAAGUGAGGCGUUCCCGACAAAAUGGAGCGAGGAGAAAUCCAUUUUGGCAUGACUGAGGGAAGAAUUUGGUGACUCCUCCCUUCCAAAUGCUGUCCUUACACUUUUCCAUUCCCAGCUUGAUUGCAGUGCUCUUUAUCCCCACCAUGGCCACGGGGGUGCCUCUUGUACAUCCUGAGUUUCUCCAGGAAAGAAAAGAUGUUUCCAGUCCAGAGUAAGUAGCAGCAGUCCUAAAUGAGUUGGGAACUGAAGCAAAGAGCAUUUCUUGAACUGGGUUUAUUGCAUGACACGUCAGUCCAGAUGUCACAAAAUAACUUGGAAACGAUCAAACACGCAACGUUUGAAGGACAUUUUUAAACUUAAGAAUAAAAAAAUAUUAAAAAAAAGGAAAAAAAAAAUUAAAAUUUUUAUGGUAGAAUUUUUCUUGAAUGAACAAAGUUUAACUUUGUUUUCCAGGGGAAACUUCACUGAAAUCAGUAUGAUUUCAUAUGUAUGCAUACACACAGAGUUUUAUUGAAACUGCUUUUUUCGGACUAAUUCCUGUUUUGACAAAAUAUCUGACCAGACCUUUCUCAAUCAACCAGCAUUACUGCACCUUCUAAAAAAACUUUGUGAACCUUUUCUCUGAUUGUAAACUCAGCCUGUCUCGUGGCUCAGUGGGACCAGAGGGAGAUCCCCAUCCCAGCGACCCAAGGAGUCUCUCAGCUCUCUGCGCGCCAAAUGUGUCACCUACACGACAAAAUCGUGGCAGUUUUCGUGCUGCCGUGGUUUGAACCCUGCCCCCAGGCUUUGGGAGUGUGGGAGUGAUGUUUCAGGGCUGUGUCACCGCUGGCAGGGUGGUGACCCCCAAACACACACACACAUCAUUGCUGGGUGUGGAAAUGCACAGCUGAGUUCCCCCUGAGCUCUGUUCCCUCUUCUCCAUGUGCUAGAAGCAGACUGACGUUUCCUAAUCUUGUUCUUUCUCUGCUUUGGGGACUUUUAGAGCAGUUUUUAGUUUUGGUUUUUUUUUUCCUUGUUUUGAAAGGAAUGAUGUUUUUUUUUUAAAGCUGGGGUUGGAGCUGAGGGGAAAGGAUCGGGGCAUGACAAAGACAAACCACAACCUUUUUAGUACUGGAUUUUAAAUUCUCAGUCUCUUCUCAACCCUGAGCAGUUACCACUAGGGCUAACUGUGGGCAGGCUCUGCAUCAGUAAAGAGAAAUUUAGGAUUCCUUACACAGCAGCGUUAUCUUGCUUGAGCUGCAUUUUGUAAAGAAAAUGGUAUUUGCAUAUCUUUUUAAAAUGUCAUUUUUAAAAAAUAAAUUAAACCACCAGCUAGGAUUUAACACAGGCCGCUUAGAACACAGCCCUGAUACUGGCAUAACCAAUCCAGAAAGAUUUGUUGUUGUAUUUUUUGUUUUGUUAUUUUGGGGUUUUUUUAAUAUUUAAAAAAAAAGGAAGUUGUUACUUUUCUGUAUGAUGUGCAUGCAAAUUUACCGUAACUCUUUUUCUUAAAACUUUUUAGUGCCAUUUCUAGUAUAUUCCUGUAAAUGUCAGUUAUUGAAAAGAAAUGAGUCAAUGUAAGUAGUUUAGCUUGUUUAUUGCAAAUUGCUGGCCUCAAACAAAACAGAAUUAAAAA
Molecule: messenger RNA, 8020 nt
Organism: Motacilla alba alba
Lineage: Eukaryota; Metazoa; Chordata; Aves; Passeriformes; Motacillidae
Gene: BRD3
Product: bromodomain containing 3
Exons: 12
Coding region: 1050-3218 (722 amino acids)
Biological process (GO): chromatin remodeling; regulation of DNA-templated transcription
Cellular component (GO): chromatin; nucleus
Source: RefSeq, a predicted model, not a curated record